Magallana angulata is the source of this 966-nucleotide messenger RNA. Its product is annotated as phosphoglucomutase-like. The record is from RefSeq and is a predicted model, not a curated record. NCBI's taxonomy places the organism in Eukaryota, Metazoa, Mollusca, Bivalvia, Ostreida, Ostreidae. The coding region runs from base 10 to 726 and encodes 238 amino acids. Gene Ontology annotation, biological process: carbohydrate metabolic process. Gene Ontology annotation, molecular function: phosphoglucomutase activity; magnesium ion binding. Gene Ontology annotation, cellular component: cytosol. The transcript is spliced from 4 exons.
UAUGCGGCAAUGUCAUACUCAUCAACAACAGUUUCAUCUUCCCCGAUAGAGGGACAGAAGCCGGGGACGAGCGGACUAAGGAAAGCUGUCAAAGUCUACUUGCAAAAAAAUUACACGGAAAAUUUUGUGCAGAGUAUACUGGAAGGGGGGUUAAGUAAAAUAGAGGGUUCGACUCUAGUCAUUGGAGGCGAUGGACGAUACUAUGAAAAGGAGGCAACAUUGCUCAUCAUUAAAAUGUGUGCAGCAAAUGGGGUGUCUAAAGUAAUAGUUGCUCAGAAUGGUUUAAUGUCAACACCAGCAGUAUCCUGUGUCAUUCGUAAAUACAAAACUAAUGGUGGAAUUAUUUUGACUGCAAGUCACAAUCCUGGGGGCCCAGAUGCUGAUUUUGGCAUAAAGUUCAAUACUGAAAAUGGAGGUCCAGCUCCAGAAAAUGUAACAGACAAAAUAUUUGAAAGAACAAAAAGCAUCUGUCAGUACAAGAUUUGUCCUGAUUUGAAUGCUGAUAUCUCCAAAGUUGGCCUUUCUACUUACACGGUUGAUGGUAAAGAGUUCAGUGUUCAGGUCAUAGACUCUGUGUUGGAUUAUGUGGAGUACAUGAAGGAAAUAUUCGACUUCCCUGCUCUGAAAAACUACCUGUCCACAGGGAAACAAGUGCUUAUUGAUGCAAUGAAUGGAGAAGGAAGAGGAACAAGAAUCCCCAGUGCCAAUAAUGAAGGAAAAGGGUGACCACAAAACAGUGAAGGAUAAGAAGGAUCAUCACCACCACCACAAGGAUAAAAACACACACAUCCCGAGGAUCACCACAAGGCCCCUCAUCAUGGCGACGGACACGGGAAAGGCGCGAAUACGAGUCCCGCGCAUGCGGCUUACACGGGUCGCCAGAGGACUUUCUCACACAGGGAUACCUCGCAUUCGAUCUCUUCCAGUAAAGGCCAUGCCAAGCACCCCACUAUUAGGUCACAUACC